GGCCACUGUUUCUAUCACUGAAGCAGUACCACAGCCACCACCGCAGCGAGCGACGCUGCCUGUCACCGGUAGCCCGGGCGGCCUCCCUUCCUAGCAAGAUGGCGGAGAGCAGCGGGAGCCUGGAGACUGUGACCGAGCACGAAAGGAUCCUGCAGGAGAUAGAGAGCACUGACACGGCGUGCUUGGGGCCCACGCUGCGCUCUGUGUAUGAUGACCAGCCAAAUGCACACCAAAGAUUCAUGGAAAAGCUGGAUGCGCGGAUUCGCAAUCAUGACCGAGAAAUUGAGAAAAUGUGCAAUUUCCAUCACCAGGGAUUUGUAGAAGCAAUUAAUGAGCUACUUAAAGUAAGGGCUGAUGCCGAGAAACUGAAGGUCCAAGUUACUGAUACGAACCGAAGGCUUCAGGAUGCUGGGAAGGAGGUCAUCGCUAAAACAGAGGAAAGCAUCCGAUGUAGAAUCCAGCAACGAAACAUUGCGACUGUAAUAGAUAAACUCCAGUUGUGCCUUCCAGCGCUGGAAAUGUACAGCAAACUAAAGGAACAAAUCAGUGGAAAGAGGUAUUAUUCUGCCCUAAAAACAAUGGAACAGUUAGAAAACAUUUAUCUUCCUAAAGUGUCUCAAUACCGUUUUUGCCAAAUAAUGGGCGAAAAUCUUCCAAAGCUUCGGGAGGAAAUAAAGGAGAUUUCCAUGUCAGGUCUGAAGGACUUUUUGGAGAGCAUCAGGAAGCAUUCGGACAAAAUUGGGGAAACGGCAAUGAGGCAGGCUCAACAGCAAAAGACCUUCCAGGUUGCCUUGCACAAAAAAACCAAUGUGAGUUUAAAAAAAACCAAGUAUAUUCUUAAUGGACAUAUAUCUGAAGACAAAAAUGGAGUCAAAUCAAAAUAUGAUGCAGCCGAUGAAGACACAGAAGAAGAGGUUUUAAACGUUCAAGAUUUGGUAGAUUUCUCACCUGUUUAUAGAUGUCUACAUAUAUACUCAAUCUUGGGUGAUAAAGAAGUAUUUGAAAACUACUACAGAAAGCAGAGAAGAAAACAAGCGAGAUUAGUCCUGCAGCCCCAGUCCACCAUGCAUGAAACUGUUGAAGGUUACAGAAAAUAUUUCAGUCAGAUUGCAGGAUUUUUUGUUGUGGAAGAUCAUAUUUUACAUGUAACACAAGGGCUCGUCACUGGCUCUUACACCACCGAACUAUGGAAUAUGGCGCAGUCGAAGAUCAUAGCUGUCCUUCGAACGCACUCGUCGUAUUGCACUGACCCCGAUCUUGUCCUGGAGCUUAAGAACCUGAUUGUUGUGUUUGCUGAUACUAUGCAGGGCUUUGGUUUUCCUGUUACUCGGCUCUUUGAUCUGCUGUUUGAAGUAAGAGAUAGAUACAAUGAAACGCUGCUUAAAAAAUGGGCAGGUAUAUUCAGGACCAUUUUUGAAGCUGAUAACUACAGUCCUAUUCCAAUAGCCAAUGAGGAGGAAUACAGAAUUGUUAUUAGCAAGUUUCCUUUCCAGGACGCAGAGACUGAUAAGAAGCCAUUUCCAAAGAAACUCCCGGUAUCUCAGUCAGUUCCUCAGAUUUACUCACAGGUGAAGGAGUUUAUCUACGCAAGCCUUAAAUUCUCCGAGUCGCUCCACAGAAGCUCCACGGAAAUCGAUGACAUGCUUCGAAAAUCCACCAAUUUGCUUCUCACCAGAACACUGAGCAGCAGUUUGCAGAAUGUCAUCAAAAAGCCUCACAUAGGUUUAACUGAGCUAGUUCAGAUCAUCAUCAACACCACACACCUGGAGCAAGCCUGUAAAUACCUGGAGGACUUUAUAACAAAUAUUACAAAUAUUUCACCUGAAACAGUGCACACGACAAGGCUUUAUGGACUUUCUACAUUUAAGGAUGCAAGACAUUCAGCUGAAGAGGAAAUAUACACAAAACUCAACCAAAAAAUAGAUGAAUUCAUUCAGUUAGCCGACUAUGACUGGACCAUGUCUGAACCAGAUGGAAGAGCCAGUGGCUACUUAAUGGAUCUGAUCAAUUUUUUAAGAAGCACAUUUCAGGUUUUUACUAAUUUGCCUAAUAACAGCAAUGAUCACGCAGCUAUGUCGGGAAAGGUGGCGCAGACAGCUUGCAUGUCAGCUUGCAAACAUCUAUCCACGUCUCUAACACAGAUGCUGCUGGACAGUGAUCUGAAACAGAUAAGCAUGGGAGCCAUCCAGCAAUUUAACUUAGAUGUCAUACAGUGUGAAUUGUUUGCAAGUUCGGAUCCUGUUCCUGGGUUUCAGGAGGAUACCCUGCAGUUAGCGUUCAUUGACCUUCGCCAGCUUCUGGACCUUUUUAUGGUGUGGGACUGGUCAGCUUACUUAGCUGAUUAUGGGCAGCCGUACUCCAAAUACCUGAGAGUGAAUCCAAGUACAGCCCUGAUACUGCUGGAGAAGAUGAAAGACAGCAGCAAGAAGAACAACAUCUUUUCUCAGUUCAGAAAAAAUGACAGAGACAAACAGAAGCUAAUAGAGACUGUUGUGAAGCAACUCAGGAGUCUGGUGAACGGGAUGUCUCAGCACUCGUAACAUUCACCUCUGCAGCAUAUCAUCCAGAUCUGCCCUUAUAUCAAGGGAUACCCACCAUUUGCAUCACUGCCCCCAUGUCUGUCAGGGGAUACCCAUAAUGUGCACCACUAUCCCUAUACCAGUCAGGAGAUUCGUGUAAUGUGCACCACUGCCCUCAUUAUAUUCACGGAAUACCCAUAUAGUAAACCGCCGCCAAUACACUAGUCAGGGGAUACUAAUAAUGUGCACCAUCGCACCACUGUCACUAUACCAGUCAGGGGAUACCCAUAAUGUGCACAAUUGCCCCUACACCAGUCAGGGGAUACCCAUAAUGUGCAUUAUACACCACCUCCCCCAUACCAAUUAGGGGAUAUCAAUAAUGUGCAUUGUUGCCCUUAGAGCACUCAAGGGACACCCAUGAUGUGCAGCAUUGACCCCAUACUGAUCAGAUGAUACCCUUAAUGUGCACCACUGCUCCUAUACCUGUCAGGGGAUACGCAUAAUGUGCACCGCUACCCUCAUAUCAAUCAAAGGAUACCCAUAACAUACCCCACUGACCCUGCACAGGGAAUACUGAUAAUAUACACCACUGCCCCCAUACCAGCCAAGGGAUACCCAUAACAUACCCCACUGACCCUGCACAAUCAGGGAAUACCGAUAUUAUGCACCACUCCCCCAUACCAGCCAAGGGAUACCCAUAACGUACCCCACUGACCCUGCACAAUCAGGGAAUACCGAUAAUAUGCACCACUGCCCCCAUACCAGCCAGGGUAAACCCAUAGCGUGCACCACUGCCCUUAUACAAUUCAGUUGUUACCCAUAAUGCAUAACACUGUCUGCAUACCAGUCAGGGGAUACCCAUAAUGUGCACCGUUGCUCUUAUACUGGUCAGGGGAUACCGAUAAUGUGCACCGUUGCCCCUAUACUGGUCAGGGGAUACCCAUAAUGUGCACCGUUGCCCUUAUACUGGUCAGGGGAUACCCAUAAUGUGCACCGUUGCACAAAUACCAUUUGUGGGAUACCCAUAUCGUGCCCACUGCCUAUAGCAGUCAGGCAAUAAGCAUGAUGUCCACCGCUGUUCUCAUACUCAUAGUGGCCACAAUGCCCAGCACUGCUCCUUGUAGGAGUAAGAGGAUUCCCAUUAUACACAUAAUAAUGUGCAUUGUGCACUGCAAUCAUAACUGCUAUAGAAACUUUUAAUUCAUUUUCCUGUUCCUGUGGCUCAGAAUGAGGGACAUGAAUGAUCUUUUGUUUAUGCGAGGGGUCCCCCUUUACUUUUUCUCCAGAAGAAGGCACAGGACUGUGCUAGAACUGUAAGAAAAAUCACAGUAAUUUGCCCUGUUUUUAUUUGAUAUACAGCAGAUAAGACUUUUUGCAAAAAAAAAAAAAAGAAAAAGGGCCAACGUGCACAGCAAAUACAGGAUUGUAAAUAUUUUAUUUAAUUGCUUCUAACAUUGCUGCUAAGAGCCUGCCAGCGUGAUGCCAGCGUGGUAUUUUAACAAGGACGAUCGUUUUUUAUACCUUGAGAUUCGGAGUGGCCGCUGAGACUGAGAAAGCAGCCUCCUCGCUGUCACUGUCCCCAGCCGCCUUUUCUAAUGACAUGACUUUAGGUUCUCAGGGCUGUGAUUUUUAAUCUAUACUUUGUAAGUAUUUCCUUUACAAUGCGACUAUAUCCUAAGAUAGGGAAUAAAGAAUAUUGGCAACAAAA
Molecule: messenger RNA, 4227 nt
Organism: Xenopus tropicalis (tropical clawed frog)
Lineage: Eukaryota; Metazoa; Chordata; Amphibia; Anura; Pipidae
Gene: exoc6
Product: exocyst complex component 6
Exons: 23
Coding region: 99-2540 (813 amino acids)
Biological process (GO): intracellular protein transport; Golgi to plasma membrane transport; exocytosis
Source: RefSeq, a predicted model, not a curated record